AGCUUGAUCCGAACCCUUUGCUUUUCGCGCGAUGAAAUCGCGAGUGUUGCUGCUCGCUGCUUUUGUCUCCUGGUGCACUGCCCAGGUGCCGCCGAAAGCCGCAAAGGCCACGGUGGCCGCGAAUGGCGGCCUCACUUUGGUCCAGAAGCGAAACGUCCUCGGAAAGAUGGAGCCCAGUCUGUUACAAGGACAGUCCAUCAGUUCCGGGGAGGCGGUGAGGCUGAGAACCUUGGGCGGCAAGUACCUGCGCUGCGAUGGCAAUCAGGUGCGGAUCGCCCGGAAGGGCUCCAAUUUCCACCUCAAGGGCUCCGGCACUUUCUUGCAGUCCGGUGACGAGGUGGAGCUGGCCUGUGCAGGCCGUCGCGUAGCGUUCCUUCAAGAGAAGGUGGUGGCACACCUGGCAGAGGGCGGCGCUGACAGGCCCUUCAUUGUGCAGAGGCAGGAUGGUGACGGGUUGGUACGGGACCAGGAUGCGAUCUUCUUGCUUGACCACCAGGGCUUGGCUCUCCAGCCCGUGGGCGCCACUUUGCAGCCCAGGAUGGUGGACGCAUCUGGUGAGGUGUUCCUGGUUGAGAGGAUGGAUGCGCCAUCGAAUCGUUGGGUGGUGGUCCCAGACCCCGACCAUUACUGCGACCCAACUUUGGAGUGCCAUCGGAAGCUCAACGUCAGCUGCAGUAGCCCAAACGGCACCCAGCUCAGCUUGUCCCAAUGCGACCACGCCAGCCGGCCUUGGAGCUACGAGCCGUGCUUCCGCUCGCCAGCGGGCUCCUGCAUCGAUGUGGCCUUGUCCGACUGCGUGGAUAUCUCAGGGUCGUGGUGGAAUGCUGACAACAAGACCUGCAGCGACUAUAGCAACAAGGAUUGCGCUCAAGAUGAGCUUGUGCAGCGAGCGUGUGGCCAAACAUGUGGGCGGGGCAAGUGCAAUCCACGAAAGACGCCGCCCGUCAAGGGCUCUGGCUGCAAGGAUGACCCGCUCUACAGGAGUGCCUUCAACUGGCACUGCGCCUGGUUUGUCACGCGCAACUGCAGUGAGUACAUCUUCAAGGAAGAGCUUCUGCAGGCCUGCCCCAAGUCCUGCAAGGUCUGCUGAGGUGCAAAGUUGCCGAAUGUUUGAAUGUUACGGCUGACCAGGGCUUGGGGAUUGCAAUGGCAAGCGGCUCUUGACGCUGUGACCUUCCCGAACCUAUGUAGAAGAGGGUGCGGAGAAAUUUGUAGCCGCUAAGCCCUUAGCCCUCCGGUGCUUUUAGGUCCGGAUGCAUGGAGGGGAGCUGAAUGUGGAUGCCAGAAGCGGU
Messenger RNA from Effrenium voratum, 1292 nucleotides. The record is from the annotation of a GenBank genome assembly. NCBI's taxonomy places the organism in Eukaryota, Dinophyceae, Suessiales, Symbiodiniaceae.